GUAGUGUGUAUGUGUAUUACGUUUUGAAAACUUGAAAAGUGAAAAUUAAAAACUACCUAGAUACAAUAUAGUGAAAUUAUAAGAAUGAAAUUGCUAAAAAGUAGGCUAAUAAAUUAAAAUUUGUUACAACUUACGAUUUUGUUUCAGUUUUCACUUGUUGUAUGCAUAAUUCUUAUGAAAUGAAUGAAAUAGACGAUAAAUUUUAUUAUGUCUACAGUUCAUCUUUGGACUACAAAGUUGAAAUUAAAAUAGGCACUCUUGAAGGGAAGCGCACAAAACCUGAGUAUGACAAACUACUGUCAGAUCCCAUGCUCAAAUUCUCUGGGCUAUACCAGGAAGGCUGUUCAGACUUAUAUGUCACCUGCCAGGUUCUAUGUGAUGGACUGCCUCUUGCACUGCCUGUGACUACAUCAUAUAAGGCCUUUACCAACAGGUGGAAGUAAGUAUAAUGUUUAUUUUGCAAGAAUUUUCUUCACUCAAUCCACAUAACACUCACACCUAUCACCCAGAGGGGUAGGCAGUGACUAUGGACUUCCAUUUGGCACAAUAGUGACACACAUUUCUCGCCUCCUUUAAGUGUAAGUAAUAAUAUAAUAAAAGUAAGUGGUAAAAGUAAAAAAUUACUUUCAAUAAGAAUUAUGUACUAUAAUCUAUAUUGAAUAAAAAUGAUUCUGUUCUAUUACAUCCAUAUACCUACCCAUACAUGCUUGUCGGCUCUUAAUCUGAGCCAUCGUCAAUUUACAAAAUUGCGAAUUUGGUCAAUAAACUUUCAUCUAGGGCAUCCCUUCCUGACUCUACUGUUCACUUCCGCAACAUAAAUUUGAUUUGUCACUCUUUCCUCAUUCAUUCUUUCUGCACAGCCAAAAGACACCGAAGCAUUCUUUUCUUAAUACUGGUCACAACAUCAUCUUGCCAACCAUACUUUUCUCUUAUCACACAUAUCACUCAUUCCAUUAUGGGAUUUCUAGAAUAUGCCAGAUGGCAUGAAGAACUUAAAACUUGCUCAUAUUCACUAUUGCUAGUAGGUUGAUAACGGUGUUGGCACCAAUCUUUUGUAUUUAGUUAUGGUAACAACACAUCCUCAUCAGGGUUUCCCAACACCCAAUUGCAAAACGCCAUCUUCGGUGCUCUAUCGAUGGUCAUCAGCUCCUGGGUCUUCCUGUAAUGAUAGGGGAGCAUCUCAGCUGAGCACACAAUCUUUCAAGCGCAUGACUGGCUUAUACCGAAGCGACGUAUCGCGUCACGCGUGCUCCGUCGAGAAUCUUUUUCAAAGUGAUUCAGGACGUCAUCAUGGAAGUCUUGGGAGUUAUGCAGCUUCCCCUCGUCGUAAAAAGAGCCAUAGCCCGGCGAAGUGAUUCAGCUGUCAAUUGUUUGUGUAAUAAUUGUUCAGUAAUAAUAGCAUUUUUGAAUUGGUGUUCUGCCAACAGUAACUCACAAAAGCCUUGUUUGACAAUCAGCAAUGUACACUACUUGCAGGUGAGAUUGACAUAUGUUAAAUCCAAUAAAACAAUGUAAUUUAGGUAAAUACGUGUAUUGUGCUAGGUCUCUCAUUUGGUGACUUAGAAUGAACAUUUAUUUUAUUCCUAAUUUUUCCCCAAGAAUAAGUUUUUCCAUAUUAGAUUACAUUUCUGCCUAUUUAUCACACACACGCCUGUCACCCAGAGGGGUAGGCAGAGACUACAGACUUCCAUUUGGCGUGAUCCUGACAAACCUCUGUCGCCUUCUUUACAUCCAUAUAUCUACGCAUACACACUCAUCAGUUAAGGGUACUCCUAAUCUGGCCCAUUCUCUGGGCCGGACUCUUUUUAGUAGAUGUACGAGGUGUAACACACAAACCUAGUAAAAUGUUAGGGAGUUUGAUAUCCCAUGGGAUAUCAUCCAUCUUGCGUAGUUUAUCUUUAAUGGUUUGGACCAUCCUUUCAGCCAAACCACUGGUAACUGGAUGAUAAGGUGCUGUAGUGACAUGUUUAAUUUUAUUGGCUUCAAGAAAUAUUUUUAUUUCUGUAAAUACAAAUGCAGUUCCAUUAUCUGAGGCCAAAGUUUCACACAAUCGUACUCAGAGCUAUCACAGGUAAAAACCAAUGGCUGUCAACUCUGAAGAAAGUAAGGUCAGUCUAUUGCCACAUUUGUUUCUUAUCGAGUAAUCUAUAUAGAGGUUCAGGUAUAGUUGCUUUGUGAGGUAUGAACCUCUCGCAAAAGUUGUAGAGGCCUAAAAAUGCUUGUAACUGCUAUAUGUUUAAUUUAUAAAGUUUGGCCUCACAUUGAAUACUGUUCUCAUCUCUGGACCGGGACACCCCAGUGCCAGCUCCUUCCACUUGACCGCAUCCGGCGCAGAGCGGUUCGAAUCGUCGACGACCGAGUUCUUUCUGAUCGGCUCGAUACCCUGGCACUGCGUAGGGAUGUUGCAUCCUUUUGCAUUUUCUAUCGAAUUUACCACGGGGAGUGCUCUGAAGAAUUGUUCGGAUUAAUUCCAGCCGCCAAAUUUCACGAACGCACAUCCCGUCAAAAUUCACGAUACUUGGCAUUUUACUAGGAGUUUUCUUCCUCGUACAAUUUCUCUGUGGAAUUGUUUAUCACUGGCGAUUUUUCCGGACCGAUACGACAUAGGGACCUUCAAGAAAAGAGCUUACACCUUUCUAAAAGGCCGGCAACGCAUCUGCAAUUCCCCUGGUGUUGUGGUUGUUCAUGGGCGGCGGUAAUCACUUACCAUCAGGUGAGCCGCAUGCUAGUUUGCCCCCUCUUCUAU
Molecule: messenger RNA, 2746 nt
Organism: Parnassius mnemosyne (clouded apollo)
Lineage: Eukaryota; Metazoa; Arthropoda; Insecta; Lepidoptera; Papilionidae
Source: the annotation of a GenBank genome assembly